AUGUCAAAUGAAACAGCGUCUAUGAGAGAAAUACAACACAACCGACAACUCAUUAUGCAAGCUCUAAAUAAGAACACAACAAACUUUUCAAACUAUUCUAAGAUAUCUGAGUCAUUGAAAGAAGGAAACCUAAAACUGACAUUAAACCCAAUGACAGAUGAGUUUCUGUUUCAAGACAAUAAGAACCAUACUGUUUGUAUAAAUCCAACAAAACGAACUUUAAACGAGAAACCUAUAGAUGAACUUCUUUUGAAAGCAGAUGUUGACAACAAAGCUGACAAAGAGUAUGUAGACGAUGCAAUAGCAAAAGAAGAAGAAAGAGCUAACAAAGCUUAUGCAACGAAAGAGGAUGUUGAAAAGAAAGCAGAUAAAACAUAUGUUGACGAUGAGUUAGCAUGUGUGGCUAGUGCGUUAGUGAAGA
This is a messenger RNA of Trichomonas vaginalis G3, 421 nucleotides long. Its product is annotated as phage tail repeat-like family. The transcript has a single exon. The annotation marks the transcript as partial. NCBI's taxonomy places the organism in Eukaryota, Parabasalia, Trichomonadida, Trichomonadidae. The record is from RefSeq and is a predicted model, not a curated record.